Messenger RNA from Eriocheir sinensis (Chinese mitten crab), 2035 nucleotides. Its product is annotated as protein SHQ1 homolog. Lineage: Eukaryota; Metazoa; Arthropoda; Malacostraca; Decapoda; Varunidae. Gene Ontology annotation, cellular component: nucleoplasm; cytoplasm. Gene Ontology annotation, biological process: box H/ACA snoRNP assembly. The transcript is spliced from 9 exons. The record is from RefSeq and is a predicted model, not a curated record. Bases 171 to 1745 code for a protein of 524 amino acids.
AGGCUGUGACAUCAAGAUCAAGAGAAGUGCGCUGAAGGUAAACACCAAGGACAUCCAUAACAACCACAGGGUCCAGACAGCACCUUAAAGCACUGAACAACAACAACAGCAACAACAACCUAGCCGUGACUGUGUGCACCUAGUCAGUAACACACCUACCCUCGUUAAAAAUGUUGACUCCAAGAUUUGAGAUUCAGCAGGAGGAACUAUAUAUAACUGUGAAAAUCUUUGCACCUUAUGCACGUAUCUCGGAUGCUGAAGUCAGUAUUACUGAGGAAGUGUUCACCUUUUACUCUUCACCGUACUAUCUGAGGCUCACUUUCCCGGGAAAGUUAGUGGACAGUGAACUUGAGGAAUAUUCAGGAAAAUUUGAUGCUGAUGCAAGAGCUUUUAUUAUAAGAUGCAAGAAGGAAACUGAAGGCGAACAUUUUCCAAAUCUUGACAUGCUCACAAAGCUGCUGGCACCACUGGGAGCAACUGGAGUCAACAAACCAUCAAUUGAAGUCAUAAGCAAUGGAUCAGAGAUUGAAAAGGAGGAAGAUGAAGACUUUGAUUUUACAUAUGAACAAACUUUACCAGAAGAGAGAAUAGUGACAAAGGGCUACAAGUAUGGCUUUGGGAACAGUUUAUCUGAUGUAUUUACUGUUCUUCAGAGCGAGUUGAUGGAAGUAGUGGACGUCAAGGACCCUGAUGAUAAGUCAGCACUGCAGAGAAGGGAAGAGAGAAUGGCACAGGAAAUUAACCUUUUUGAUGAACAUCAUUACUUGGCUGACAACUUUGAUGUGGAUGCUGCACAGCAGUUCAUUGAGUUUAUCCCUGAGUUUUACAGUGUAACCAGUGAUGAGGUUGAGUUUUCAGAGCAAGACAAGGAAGACAUGAUUAAAUUGCCACACAGAGAACACCUCCUGGACAAAGACACCAAGUCCAUAGUGUUCCUUGGCUUGGUUGACAUCCUGUAUGCCUGGUGCUACAAUUGCAGAAUUACCUGGUGGGAAAAUUAUGAUGAAUCUGCCUGGACUGUUGCAAAAUUAAGCUCUACACUUUCAUGGCUUGAUUCUUUCACCAGCCUGAAGGAUGUCGCCGUCAGCAGUAUUCGCCGCUCACUCACUUUCCCUCUGAUCAGAAACUGGCUCCUGUCUCAGCAGGUUCUCGAAGACACUGCAACUGUGUUGUCAUUGGGAAAGACUAAGGUCUUGAAAUGUUUCUUUGAAAUAAGGAGACUUUUCAGUUCCUCUGAGUCAAGAUAUAUCCUCAAUCAACUGUACAUAGAUGAUUACUGUAUCUGGCUCCAGAAUGUUGAAGAGAACAAAUUCACCAGUCUUGGUGACUCUCUAAGGAAGGUUGAGGUCCUGAAGACAGAUGUGGGCCUUAAUUUGGAUGAGCUAGAAUCUGCUGCGCAUCUUGCACUGAAGGAGGAGUCCCUGCCACAGGAGCAGAAUCUCAACACUGUAGUUUCAGACAUGGCAGGAUUGACUAUAAUUGAGAAUGAAGCAGUAUUAGGAGUCAGUGAUAAUGAGGCUUUGCUUCUUGAACCCUCAGAUACCAAUGUUCAUCAAGAAGACUUUGUUCAUUUAAGCGACAGUGACUCUACUAGCAGUGAAAGUGACAGUGAAGAGGAGAGUGAUGAUACAAGUGAUAGUAGUGAUUCCAGUGAGGAUUCCAGUGAAGAUUCCGAUGCUGACUCAUCAUCCGAUUCCUCCGAAUUUGACUCGGAUGAAAACACACGGUCAGAAAAUGAUAACUAGACAUCCAAAAUGCUUUGAAUAUAUGUCAUCAUCAUCAUCAGCAUGUAUCAUUCCAGUGGGAGACAUUGGCUUCUCCCAGACCUUUCCAGUAAUUUCUGUCUUGUGCCUCAUUUCCAGUUUUAAAUAAUUUUUUUUUAUUUCCUUACACUGUCUGGUGAACAACCUUCCCAUAAAUCCUUGUUUUUAUUACUUUUGGCAGUCUGUUGUCCUCUCUUCUACAUAUCUUCAUAAAUGUAAUUAGUACAUCAAUUUUCAUAUGUAUCAAAUUUUAUAAAAUUUUGUUUAAUAUU